AUGUCUAAUAAAUUUAAUAAUAAUAAUGAUUACUUUGCAACACUUAAAAUUCUUCUUGUUGGUAACUCAAACGUAGGGAAAUCGUCUCUUCUAUUAAGAUUUACUGAUGACACAUUUUUACCACAUGAAGAAGUAUCAGCAACAAUAGGGGUGGAUUUUAAAGUACAUGAAAUGGUUGUAGACGAAAAGAAAUAUAAAUUAACAAUUUGGGAACGUUUUAGAACAUUAACAUCUUCAUAUUAUCGUGGCGCUCAAGGUAUUAUAUUUGUAUAUGAUGUAUCAAUUCGUGAGACAUUUGAUCAAUUGGAUAAUUGGUUUAAUGAAUUAAAUACCUAUUGUUCAAAUAAAAAUAUAGCGAAAAUUAUAAUUGGUAAUAAAAUAGAUAAGGGAACUGAAAGAGCAAUUUCACGUAAAGAAGGUGAAGCAUAUGCAAGAAAAUUACAAACUUUAUAUACAGAAUGUAGUGCUAAAACAAAAUAUGGUGUGGAAGAAGCAUUUGCUGAACUUGUUAGAAAGUUUCCUCAAAACCUUAAAAAACUUUCUCAGUUACAAACUAUAUCUGGUCUGAGACUUUAUUCCAAAGCAUUUAUCUUGUCAACUGGCAUAGAGGUUUCAAAAAGAUGGAAGGCAAAUGGUGCAGUAACAGCAAUAGAGAGAAAAGUGCAAUGCUUUGCUGAUCCUGCUGAAUGGAAUUCAUCACUUCUCAAGAAAAUUAUUGAAGGUUCUUUUUUAAUGAUACAUGGUGCAUGUGCUUCGGGUAAAUCAUCUUGUGUAUUUCGAACUAUGGAACAGCUGAAUGAGAAAG
Molecule: messenger RNA, 805 nt
Organism: Entrophospora sp. SA101
Lineage: Eukaryota; Fungi; Glomeromycota; Glomeromycetes; Entrophosporales; Entrophosporaceae
Source: the annotation of a GenBank genome assembly